UAAGCGAUUAGCGAUUAAUCAAAGAUGCCAAAUGAAUGGCCGUGUAUUCUGUAAUUUAGAUUGUUGUAAAAAAUGGCAAAAACUUACGACUAUUUAUUUAAAUUGCUAUUAAUAGGCGAUUCUGGAGUGGGGAAAACAUCUAUUUUGUUUAGAUUUUCAGAGGAUGCCUUUAAUAUAUCAUUUAUAUCAACUAUUGGCAUUGACUUCAAGAUAAGAACAAUAGACCUCGACGGCAAAAAAGUUAAAUUACAAAUAUGGGACACAGCCGGUCAAGAAAGAUUUCGUACUAUAACAACAGCCUACUAUCGAGGUUCUAUGGGAAUAAUGCUUGUUUAUGAUGUAACCAAUGAAAAGAGCUUUGAAAACAUUAAGAAUUGGAUAAGGAAUAUUGAAGAGAAUGCAAGUGCUGAUGUUGAGAAAAUGAUUCUUGGUAACAAAUGUGACUUGGACUCUAAGAGACAGGUAUCAAAAGAACGAGGUGAACAAUUAGCGGUAGAGUAUCAAAUCAAAUUUGUAGAAACAUCUGCCAAGGAUUCUUUAAAUGUUGAAUAUGCAUUCUAUACAUUAGCAAGAGAUAUCAAAGCUAAGAUGGAGAAGAAACAGAAGGAGGCGAGUAACCCACCAGGCGCCCGUGGAGGCACACACCAAUUGAAGUCCAAUGAUCAACAGCGCAAACCGCCCUCAUGGUUGUCUCGCUGUUCCAUCCUCUGACAAUGCAGUCCCUUACGACAACUGCGCCAAUUUCUCCUGUAUUAAGUGAAUUUGGGCCAAACACCCCAACACUAUUUUUCGACCUACGUUUUUAACUGGUGCAACUCUGCAUGGAGUCAAGACUUGCUUUUGUAUUUUUAUAUCCAUAUAAUAUCAUUUUCUUCAGGUGUUAAAUUGUGGAUAUUAAUUUGCAAUGUCAACUAGAAAGUAGUUAGAAGGGGACACAUUUCUCUCCUAUUUUAAACAGUAUUUCUUUAUAAAUAAAUUGUUUUUAUGACAUUUUAAGUCUUAAAAUUACUGGGGUUAUGAUCACAUGGACAUGGUUUAAUAGAAAUUAUUUCAAUAGAUUAUUAGCCGUAUAUUUCUUUUGCUAUAUUAAUUAAGAUAUAUAUUUUAAUGUAAUAUAUACUACAUAUUUAAUUUGAAUAAACAGUG
This is a messenger RNA of Pieris brassicae (large cabbage white), 1146 nucleotides long. It is a transcript of the gene Rab8, whose product is annotated as ras-related protein Rab-8A. Gene Ontology annotation, biological process: protein secretion; regulation of exocytosis; protein localization to plasma membrane. The record is from RefSeq and is a predicted model, not a curated record. Gene Ontology annotation, cellular component: plasma membrane; endosome; synaptic vesicle. The transcript has 6 exons. The coding region runs from base 73 to 711 and encodes 212 amino acids. Gene Ontology annotation, molecular function: GTP binding; GTPase activity. NCBI's taxonomy places the organism in Eukaryota, Metazoa, Arthropoda, Insecta, Lepidoptera, Pieridae.